GAAUACAAAAAAAAACAUUCUGUCAAUGUCAAUCUAUCAAAACCAAACAAAUGUGUUUUUAAAUUAUCUUUAAACGAUUCUAAAAGUAUUUCUUAAAAAAUGGUAAAACUAACUGCGGAAUUAAUACAAAACUCAUGGCAGUAUAUAAAUCCGGUAAAAGAUCGUGAAUUAAAUUUACGAGGAUAUAAAAUCCCGGAAAUUGAGAAUUUAGGGGCUACCGGUGAUCAAUUCGACACGAUCGAUUUCUCCGAAAACGAUAUCCGCAAAUUGGAUGGAUUUCCAUAUUUAAAACGAUUAAAAUGUCUAUUAAUGAACAAUAAUCGUAUUGUUCGUAUUGGGGAAGGUUUAGAAGAACACAUCCCUAAUUUAGAGUCGCUUGUUCUUACUGGCAAUCACAUUGAAGAAUUAGGCGAUGUUGAUCCGUUAAUUCCAUUACAAAAUUUAAAUAGUUUGAGUUUGUUACAUAACCCGAUAACGGCUAAACCUCAUUAUAGGUUUUAUGUGAUUUAUAAAUUACCGCAAAUUAAACUGUUGGAUUUUCGUAAGAUUAAAUUGAAAGAACGAGAGGAAGCUAAGGCUUUGUUUAAAAGUAAAAAAGGGCGGGAAAUUCAAAAUGAAAUAUCUAAAAGGGCAAAAACUUUUGUUCCGGGCGGUAAUUUGUCUGGUACUACUAUUAAAAAUAAAGGACUUUCUGCACAACAAGUUAGCAAAAUCCGAGAGGCUAUUACAAAGGCUAGUUCUUUAGAAGAAGUGGAACGAUUACAGAAAUUAUUGCAAUCUGGUCAUAUACCAGGUGAUAAUAAUCAGAAUGGUCAUUCGUCGGAUUAUGAAAUGAUGGAAGUAGAUGGGGGCCAAAAAUUUACAGUUAGGUAAUUUUUAAGGUUUCUUUGAUAUGGAGAAUUUUUAAGUUGAUGAGAAUUUUUUACUACAUAAAGAGUGUGUUUUGUGUUAAUUUUUGUUGAGGUUAGGUCGAGAAGCGAUAUACAAAAAGUUAGGUUUCUUUUUUGUGGGAUUAAAAAUUUAUAUUUUUAUCAAAAUUUUCUUUUGGGAUGUCAUAAAUUUUUCGUCUUUGGAUUUAAUUAAUCUCCUCCUUCUUUAUGCAAAAAUAAAAUAUUUCUUUAAU
Molecule: messenger RNA, 1123 nt
Organism: Onthophagus taurus
Lineage: Eukaryota; Metazoa; Arthropoda; Insecta; Coleoptera; Scarabaeidae
Gene: U2A
Product: small nuclear ribonucleoprotein polypeptide A'-like U2A
Biological process (GO): mRNA splicing, via spliceosome
Cellular component (GO): U2 snRNP
Molecular function (GO): protein binding; U2 snRNA binding
Source: RefSeq, a predicted model, not a curated record